AUGGCUGAGACUUCCGAGCAGCAAGCCACUUCGGCACAGGAAACCGCCCCCAUCCUGAACGCUAAAGCCACCUCGUCCAACAGCCCAACCGCGGGAUCUCUUCACAAAGAAAAGACUGAGGCAUCGGUCGAUGGCCCCUCAACGGUCAUGAAUGCUGCCGGUUCCUCGUCACAGGAUGUGACAACCGGGGAGGAACCUCUUGAAGCUGAUGAGGGAGAAACAGCCGACGACACUACAUCAAUUGAUGAUCGAAUCUACACGUCUUCAUUGACGUCUAGCAUCCUUGAUUAUCCUAUGGAGUACGGGAGACGAUACCAUGCAUAUCGUUCUGGCUCCUAUGUUCUGCCGAACGAUGAAAUGGAAUCGGAUCGGCUUGAUAUGGCUCACGCCCUCAUCACUCGAGUAAUCGGCAACAAGCUGUUUUUGGCGCCAGUAGAGCCCCAAAAGGUCCACCGCAUUCUCGAUAUCGGUACUGGCACUGGGAUCUGGGCUUUCGACGCAAGUGAAAUGUUUCCUAACGCAGAGAUUAUUGGGAACGAUUUGAGCCCAAUUCAGCCUACCUGGGUUCCUCCAAACGUCAAGUUUGAGAUUGACGAUGUUGAAAGUCCCUGGGUCAGCCAAAAGUACGACUACAUCAUGUGUAGAUACAUGGCCGCAUCCAUCGGCGACUGGCCGAAACUGGUGAAAAAUGUUUACGAGUAUGAUUUUUCCCUCUUGCUCUUCAUGAUCUUAUGCUGGAUGAGAGGUCUAAUCCCGGCAUUCAGAAAUCUCAAUCCGGGGGGCUGGGCAGAAUUCCAGGACAUGAGCGUUGAAUACUACUCAGACGAUGGUUCUUACACGCCUGAUCAUUCCACACACAGCUGGAACCAGACUUUCGUCCGCACAUUGAAAGACAUCGGAAGAGAUCCCACCCCGGGACCACAGCUUGAUGGCUGGGUCAGAGGGCAUGGCGGGUUCAGCCAGGUUAUGCACCAGAAGUUCAAGGUCCCCAUUGGUCCGUGGGCGAAGCAGAAGCAUUACAAGGACAUUGGCUUGCUGAACCUGGCGCAAAUAUUGGAAGGUUUAGAAGGCUUCUCCUUAAAGCUUUUCUGUGGGGUGCUUGACACGUGGUUUACGGUCAGAAGCCCGCUUCAAAAGACGCAUCGCCUUAAGCUUCUUGGUCGUGCGAAGUCCGACUGUAAGGGCAGCGACGAGAAGGUGCACGGCAGGUGCAAGCCGCUCAAGCUUGUCGAGGACACCGAGGAUGACGGUCCCGUGUUGAAGCUCGCAUGCAAAUACGUUACCGCAUAUUGGUCUGCUUGUCAAUGUAUUGAGGGCAUCAAGGCUACUACUAUUACGGCGCCGUUCUCUCAAUCAACCAUCAGUACCAGCGCGUCUAUCACAAUCUCGAUUCCAUCUUCUUCCGACGAGCCUGUUGUCACGAGUACGGAGGAGCCUUCCAGCUCCUCCAUCAGCACUAUCGUCCCGUCUUCUUUUGAGGCCUCUCCUUCGAGCACAGAAACGUUAUCCAGUACCUCAGAUCUUGCAAGCAAGACCACCCCAGAGCCCUCAAGCUCCAUAACAUCCACAUCUAAGCCCAGCGAUUCACCGUCAAGCACCACAGAGUCUUCCGCCACACCCAGCUCCUCUUCUGUCGUGAGCCUCCCUCAGUGCACCCCAGGCCUCGAGUUCGCCAUCUACGCCUUUGAACGAGACACUGAAGUCUGCCAAACCAUCUACUCGAACCCAUCCCGAACCAUCAACCUCCAGCAAAUCUUCCAAGACCGCAUCCCAGACGCAACAGGUCUGACGCCCUCAUCUGGACGAAUUGGCUUCCGACAAAGCGGCGCCGCAGCAAGUCGUCCGAUCCAAUACUAUGGCGUCUCAGGUCGUGCGGGCUCGACCUUUGAGUGCAACGUCAUUCAUCACCGCGGCUAUAUCGAAGUUACAUCACCAGGAGCCUACUCCGUCGUCCCAGAAACUCCGGACGACGUCAUUCUUGCGUGGGUCGGCGAUAAUGCUGAGUCGGACAACUUCGAAGCCAGAAACAGCAACAUCGCGGGCCGCUGCUGUGGAACACCUGCACCGUACAGAUUCGAAGUCGAGCCCUUUGAUGGCUUGUCCAAGUACAUCCCUUUCCGAAUUUUCUACGCGAACGCUGGCGGACCAGGAGGCUUCGGUAUCAGGGUGGUCGAUGCGCCCGGCAAUCAAGUGCCGCAGAACACGACUGGACCGCUCCUCGUCGCAAAUUGCACAGGAGAGGGAAACCCUGCCCCCGGCUGGCCUGCGUGGUAA
Colletotrichum karsti is the source of this 2274-nucleotide messenger RNA. RefSeq names its product methyltransferase domain-containing protein. Lineage: Eukaryota; Fungi; Ascomycota; Sordariomycetes; Glomerellales; Glomerellaceae. The record is from RefSeq and is a predicted model, not a curated record. The transcript is spliced from 10 exons. Gene Ontology annotation, molecular function: methyltransferase activity. Bases 1 to 2274 code for a protein of 757 amino acids.